AUGUGUAAACUUCAAACAACCUUUCUGCUAGCUCUAUUCGGAUGGUUAGCCCUGGGCCUGCCAGUCGCCCCGGGGGCAGCCGCAGUUGCUGCUAGCGCUAGCUCUGCAGCGGCCGGUCCCCACCGGCGGCUGCAAACCGCCGCUGCAACUCAGACUAAAGCCAUGCAGGAGGUGUGCACGAACACCUGCUCAAAGGCCAGGAACGGCGUCUGUGAGGAGGGGAGGCCGGGCAAGGUGGCGGCCAACAACGCGCCCUUCGUGAUGGCGUAUUGCGACCUAGGGACGGAUUGUGAUGACUGUGGGCCGUGGAAGACGUCGGCCAGGAACAUCUCCUGGCUCACCACCCGCAACCCGGGGCCCAUCAGGUUCCUUCAGAGCCGGGACGUCCAGGUUCGGGUUAAGGCAGCGGCUGUGCCCGCCGAUAUUGCCUUCAGCUUCGCGUACACCGACCCCAAAAGUGACUUUGACGUGUCGUACCACAUGGAAUCUUCGGGCAUGGUGGAGGCGGGUAUCACCGCGAUUACUUACAAGCUGCUCCACGAGCGCUGUGUGAAGCCGGACGGCGGUCGGGCCCUCUUCGUGGAUGUGGGAGCCAACUUCGGCUGGUUCGCGCUGCUGGCGGCCCGACUGGGGUGCAGGGUAAUUGCCUACGAGCCCGUACCCCUCUUCAGGUCCUUCUUCGAGUUCAGCGUCCUUCUGAACGACCUGUCUGACCUGAUCGAUAUCCGCACUAACGUGAUGAUGUCACCUCGCACGUGGAGCACCUCCAGCAUCAUAAGGCCCUGUAGGCCGCAGCACCCUUCCCGGCAGGUCGCUAACAGGACCUUGCCUCGCGACAUGCCGCCGCUGCUCCACACCUCCCGUGACAAAGAGGCCAUCGAAGUGCCCAGUGUGCGCCUGGAGGACGACGUGAAGGAAGAUACCCUGCUGCUGAAGAUCGACGUGGAAGGUUGGGAGUGGUCAGUUGUUCAGGGCGCCGCCGCCUACUUGGCGAAGUACGACGUGGAGAAUGUGAUCAUGGAGUACUCCCCGGGUGUCCCGGAGCGGCACUUCAAGUGGGACCACAUGGCGGCCACUCCGGCCAUGUUGAUUACCCUGGAUAACCUCAAAUACGACGUUGAGGACGUGAAGCGCUGGCAGGCCGGCACGAUGGCCUGCCCCGUGCCGCCGGAGCUGCAGCAGUACAAACUGUGGUCCCUAUGCGGAGGGGUACCGGAGGGUCUGAACCCCCGUAGCCUCAGGUCCGAGAUUGGCCACAACACCAACAUUUGGUGCAGCAAGGGCCAAGGCCUCAAGUUCCUGACGCUUCAGGACGUGGUGGGGAUACUGCACCCCAACGACCCGACCACCAAGUACUUCCAAACCAACCCUAUGAACUUUGGAAUGGGCAGUCGGCCCUGCCACUACCUGGAGCCCGACGUGCAGGUAAAGCACCGUUGUAACUGUACCAAGCUCGCCAUCUGCGGCCAGGAGCAGGAGGCGGCAAUGAAGGCUGCAGCGGAGGGAAGGAUCUCCCAAAACUACGUACUGCCGUAG
Messenger RNA from Volvox carteri f. nagariensis, 1536 nucleotides. RefSeq lists its product as uncharacterized. The transcript has 17 exons. The record is from RefSeq and is a predicted model, not a curated record. Lineage: Eukaryota; Viridiplantae; Chlorophyta; Chlorophyceae; Chlamydomonadales; Volvocaceae. The coding region runs from base 1 to 1536 and encodes 511 amino acids.